Molecule: messenger RNA, 9211 nt
Organism: Diceros bicornis minor
Lineage: Eukaryota; Metazoa; Chordata; Mammalia; Perissodactyla; Rhinocerotidae
Gene: JMY
Product: junction mediating and regulatory protein, p53 cofactor
Exons: 11
Coding region: 285-3266 (993 amino acids)
Biological process (GO): positive regulation of apoptotic process; intrinsic apoptotic signaling pathway by p53 class mediator; 'de novo' actin filament nucleation
Cellular component (GO): nucleus; cytoplasm
Molecular function (GO): transcription coactivator activity; actin binding; Arp2/3 complex binding
Source: RefSeq, a predicted model, not a curated record
CCCUCGGCCGGGCUUGUAAACAGAUCCGGCCGCACGUGACCAUGUGAACUACCUGCUCCGGGGACGCGUAUUGUCUUUCCCGCGAGCCGCGCCACAAAGGAGCGCGGCGGCCCGGGUGCGGCGGGCCGGGCGGGCGGGCGGGCGAGCGAGCGGGGGAGCCGGCCGGCGCGCUAAGAUGGCUGAAGGCGCCCGGCGGGGUUGAGCGGGGGGCGCGACGCAGCAGCCGGUGAGGCCUCGGCGGCGGGCCCGGCGGCGCCUCCCCCGCGGCCUGCCCCGGAGCCAUCAUGUCGUUCGCGCUCGAGGAGACGCUCGAGUCGGACUGGGUGGCCGUGCGGCCCCAUGUGUUCGACGAGCGCGAGAAGCACAAGUUCGUCUUCAUCGUGGCCUGGAACGAGAUCGAGGGCAAGUUUGCCAUAACGUGCCACAACCGGACGGCCCAGAGGCAGAGGAGCGGCUCCCGGGAGCAGGCGGGGGCGCGAGGGGGCCCAGAGCCCGGCGCGUCCGCGUCCGACGGGACCCGUGGGCCGGGCAGCCCGGCGGGCAAGGGCCGGCCCGAAGCCUCCGCGUCUGCGACUCUGGGCCGGAGCCCCGGCGCCCGGAGGAGCCCGGCCUGGGCGGAGGGCGGCUCUCCGCGGAGCGCGCGCAGCCUUCGGGGGGACCCGCUGCUGCGGAGUCCGGCCGGCAGAGGGGUGGAGAGCCGCCUCAGGAGCCCGGGGCGGGCCCGGUCCAGCCCGAGCCGCAGGGCAUCUGACGGCAGAGACGGAGCGGCGGUCGCCGCUGCGGCAGCCCCGCCGGCGCCCAGGGAGGCGCCGGCGUCCUCGGUGCGGGUGGUGAGCGCCUGCGGGGCGGUCUCCGAGGAGAUCGAGGUGCUGGAGAUGGUGAGGGAGGACGAGGCGGCCCCCGCGUCUCUGGCGCUCUCCGACGCGGAGCAGCCGCUGCCCGCCUCCGAGCUGGAGUCCCCGGCCGAGGAGUGCAGCUGGGCCGGGCUCUUCUCCUUCCAGGAUCUGCGCGCCGUGCACCAGCAGCUGUGCUCCGUGAACUCGCAGCUGGAGCCGUGCCUGCCCCUGUUCCCCGAGGAGCCCUCGGGCAUGUGGACCGUGCUGUUCGGGGGCGCCCCAGAGAUGACCGAGCAGGAGAUCGACACACUGUGUUACCAGCUCCAGGUCUACCUGGGCCACGGCCUGGACACCUGCGGCUGGAAGAUCCUCUCCCAGGUACUCUUCACCGAGACCGACGAUCCCGAGGAGUAUUACGAGAGCCUUAGCGAGCUGCGGCAGAAGGGCUACGAGGAAGUGCUGCAGCGGGCCAGGAAGCGCAUCCAGGAGCUUUUGGAUAAGCACAAGAAUACAGAGAGCAUGGUGGAGCUCCUAGACUUGUAUCAGAUGGAGGAUGAAGCCUACAGCAGCCUUGCAGAAGCCACAACUGAGCUCUAUCAGUACUUACUACAGCCGUUCCGAGACAUGAGAGAACUUGCCAUGCUACGACGACAGCAGAUCAAAAUUUCCAUGGAGAAUGAUUAUCUGGGUCCCCGAAGAAUUGAAAGUCUACAAAAAGAAGAUGCUGAUUGGCAGCGGAAAGCUCACAUGGCUGUGCUAUCUAUUCAAGAUCUUACUGUCAAAUAUUUUGAAAUAACAGCUAAAGCUCAAAAAGCUGUGUACGAUCGAAUGCGAGCAGAUCAGAAGAAAUUUGGUAAAGCAUCAUGGGCCGCAGCUGCUGAACGUAUGGAGAAACUCCAGUAUGCAGUUUCUAAGGAGACUCUGCAGAUGAUGAGAGCUAAGGAGAUCUGCUUGGAACAGAGAAAACAUGUACUGAAAGAAGAGAUGCAGAGUUUGCAGGGUGGUACAGAGGCCAUAGCCCGAUUGGAUCAGUUAGAAGCUGAUUAUUAUGAUCUGCAACUUCAGUUGUAUGAAGUACAGUUUGAAAUCUUGAAGUGUGAAGAGUUACUGUUGACAGCACAACUGGAAAGCAUCAAAAGACUUAUAUCGGAAAAGAGAGAUGAAGUGGUGUACUAUGACACUUACGAAAGCAUGGAGGCGAUGCUGGAGAAGGAAGAGAUGGCAGCAUCUGUGCAUUUACAGAGAGAAGAGCUACAGAAACUUCAGCAGAAAGCACGCCAGCUGGAAGCAAGACGUGGACGGGUUUCGGCCAAGAAAGCCUACCUCAGAAAUAAAAAGGAAAUUUGUAUUGCAAAACACAAUGAAAAAUUCCAACAGCGCCUUCGGAGUGAAGAUGAAUACAGAAGCCAUCACACAAUACAGCUAAAGAGAGAAAAAUUACAUGAUGAAGAGGAAAGAAAAAGUGCCUGGGUUAGCCAAGAAAGACAGAGAACACUGGAUAGACUUCGAACUUUCAAACAGAGGUACCCUGGCCAAGUCAUACUGAAAUCAACCAGAUUGCGACUAGCUCAUGCAAGAAGAAGAAGUGCAGCCAGUCCUGUGCCCUGCGAGGACCCGUGUGACUCUCUGCCAGGAGCGCUGCAGGUAGAAGAGAAAAGCGAAGAGGUGGAGGAAGGAAGAGUCAAGCUUGGGCCAUCACAGACAACAGAGGCCCAAAGCCACCCACAACUUGAAGAUACUUCGUUAGCACAACUUGAAGCCACUUCAUUACCUCUCAGUGGUAUUACCUCUGAACUGCCCCCCACUGUCUCUCUUCCACUUUUGAAUAAUAUUGACCUUGAACCAGGUUCUGUUACCUUAGAUCCACUCCCACCACCUCUUCCUCCAACACCGCCUCCCCCACCACCCCCUCCUCCCCCUCCCCCACCGCCACCACCUCUGCCUGUUGCUAAGGACUACACCCUAGAGACACUGGAGAAAGGCCUGCCUAGAAUGGAGGGGAACGAGAAGAGGAUCCCAAAGUCUGCAAGUGCCCCUUCAGCACACCUCUUUGACAGCAGCCAGCUGGUCAGUGCCAGGAAGAAGCUCAAAAAGACUGCUGAAGGUUUGCAGAGGAGGAGAGUGAGCUCACCCAUGGAUGAGGUGCUAGCUUCCUUGAAGCGUGGUAGUUUUCAUCUGAAAAAGGUUGAACAGCGAACUCUGCCUCCUUUUCCUGAUGAAGAUGAUAGUAAUAAUAUCUUGGCACAAAUAAGGAAAGGGGUAAAAUUGAAGAAGGUACAGAAGGAAGUUUUAAGAGAAUCCUUCACGCUUCUGCCCGACACAGACCCUCUAACACGGAGCAUCCAUGAAGCUCUGAGAAGAAUUAAAGAAGCAUCCCCUGAGUCAGAGGAUGAAGAGGAGGCUUUGCCUUGCACAGACUGGGAAAACUAACAAGUGACCCAACAGAAAGAAAAAGAUGCCUACAGUUGAAGAUUGGUUCUUAUUCUUUUGGAAAACAAAAUUUUAAGCACUUGGCUCACAGUUGGAUUCCAUUAGAUCCAGUGUAUUGGCUCAGUGGUGUGAAAAAGGAAGCACAAUUGGCAAGCUGUCACUGCUCCCAUCAUUCCGGUAGAUGGUGGUUAACGUGAGUUUAGAUGCGCAGUGUUCCUGACUGCAGUGAAGAAAGGCCUUCCCCUCCUGUCCACCCAUUCACGUCCGUGUAGUGGCCAGUAAAACUAGGGGUUGCUAUGAGUUGGAAGAACACUGGGUUGACAGAGAGCUACUGUGAGCUGUAUCGAGACUGCUUUGAAAUCCACCUUUCAGUGCACUGAAUAGUCAUCUGCUUGAAAAUACAGAGCUUCUUCCAUAUCAGCUUAUAUAAGUAGUUCGACACUCUGAAAAAGAAAUUUAUCACGAUAGCUAUAUGACAAGAAUUGAAAGAAAAUCAGAUGGAAAUGCACUGACAAUUUCCACAUUACUCAUCUCCAAAGGAAUUUUCAUAAAGAUGUUCAACAACAUCUGAAAAGAUACAUAACCAUGGAGAUACACCUAUUAAUGUGUUUACCACAACACGAUACAUUUAACAUGGCAUAUUUUUAGAAGACCACACUCUUACACUUUGUAAGAUUUUGAAGUAAAAAUUUCCAUGCUUUGCUCUUCAUAAUUGUGAAUUUAUAAUAGUUUGAAUUCUAUGUGCAGCUUUAUGAGAAGCAAUACUUUGUAAUUUGAUAAUUUUUCAAAUUAUCUUUAGUCUUUUUGUUUGAACCUAUUGCUUGAUGACUAUAACUCAACAUGACUUUCCUAUUGAGAAUCAAAAAUCAGGCUUCAAUAAUAGGGAUGCAGAUCUUGAGUCUUUUUAACAUGCACCGUUUUAAGUUUUAUUUUUAUGCUCCACAGUGAAAAAAGUGUGCUCUACAAAUACAGUCAUGUGGCAGUUAAUGACGGGUAUGCAUUCUGAGAAAUGUGUCUUUAGGCCAUUUCGUCAUUAUGUGAACAUCAUAGCCUGUACUUACACAAACCUAGAUGGUAUAGCCUACUACACACUUAGGCUGUGUGGUACUAAUCUUAUGGGACCACCGUCAUAUAUGCGGUCUUUUGUCAACCAAACAUUAUUAUGUGGCACGUGACUGUAUACAGAAAGUAGACAGGCAGAAAAGCCUCCUCAGCUGGCAUUUCACUGUCUUCACAUGCUUUGAGUGGAAUUUUGGGAGAGAGCCUUUGUUAUUGUCACUAAAUGUUUAAACAUAUGUGUGUAGCUCUAGGUGCUGAUUUUGCUGUAAUGGAGUCCUAAAGGAGUCCUAUAAAUGUCUCCAUUUAUAGGAAUGGAGACAUUAUGAAUUCUCAGCAGGACUGUUGUGGGCUUGAAUGAAGGUAGAUAUGUUGGACUCAGUUUACAUUAUGCUGUGGAGUGUAAUUCUGCUUAAGACAGAUGUUGGCCUUGAUCUGAAAGGAGUUAAGGACUGAAGUACCAAAAAGAACUUUAUUUCUUAUGAGGCAAUUCUCUGGCCUAGACCCAGAAAGCAGUCCCAGAGUGAAAGCCCUCCAAUGUAUAUGAAUUGGUGUUCCUGGAGAAAAAAGAAAUAUUCACACCUUUAUCGCUUUAAAAUGUUAUUUCCUUUAAAAUAAUUAUGGGGAAAAUUUUCUGGCAACAGGUUAUAUAAAACAAAAUCUUACUUCUUAAAUGUUGGUAAUAUGUUUAUUGAUGAGACUAGGAGCUUUUUUGCACAGCAUUUUCACAAUACAUUGGUUUCAUUCUAGCAUUAUUCCCACAUCUUGUCUGGGAAGAUUAGAAACCUUCAUCCCAUGAUGAGGGCAGGGGUAGGUUUUUUUGCUAUACACCUUCAGUAAAGCAUUGAAGCAUUCCUUUUAACCCAAAGAAUGAUUGGUUUGAUUGUUAAUACAUUUGAAAAAAUCUUUUUAGCAAAUUUGCAAACCUUAAGAAAAUCAUGUAUCAAUUUUAUGCCUUUGGAUACUUGUUCAUUACAUAAGUUGUUUUGUUUUUUUGUUUGUUUUCAUUCAUUGACAUUUAGAAAAAUACAGGAGGAUCUAGUGUUAAAUUAACAGCAGAGGCACUGGAACUUGCAUAUGUUGAGAGGGAGUUGCUAACUAUUUAGUGUUACAGCUGGGAUUCCAUUAAAAGACAUGCUCACUUAUACAAGAUUCCUGUGAUCUGUCUUCCUAAGCUGUGUUGUAAUAAGUCUCUAGCAAAUACCGGAGGGUGUACAGACGCCUGUGAACCCUUGUAGGGUGCAUCGACAGCCCUAAGCACAUCCCGUUGUAGCACUCCAUGAAGGUUAUUUCACGCUUGAAAGUGAGUGGUUUAAAGCAAAGCCUCAUUAGCAGCCGCUGUGCUCCUUCUCUGGUAAAUAGCAGUCUCCAACACCCCCACUGCCCUUCCUCAAGAUUCAGGUUCCUACUUCCGUAAAGUUACACUUUAACUGCAGGUCAUCAACUUUGCAGUUCUCAUAAAUAAUAUUAAAAUUUCAAGUAACUGUAGUCCACUUGUCCAUCAAAGUGAGAUUACCAACUGAAUCCUCAUGUUAAUUUUUUUUUUUUUUGAGGAAGAUUAGCCCUGAGCCAACAUCUGAUGCCAGUCCUCUUUUUUAUUUAUUUAUUUUUUCACCGAGGAAGAUUGGCCCUGGGCUAACAUCCGUCCCUCUCUUCCUCUACUUUAUAUGGGACGCCACCACAGCAUGGCUUGACAAGCGGUGCGUCAGUGCACGCCCGGGGUCCAAACCUGCGAACCCCGGGCUGCCGCAGCGGACUGUGCGCACUUAACCACUGAGCCACCAAGGCAGCCCCAUCUCAUGUUAAUUUUAAAGAAGUUUCAGAACCCAACAAAAAUUAUAUGUAAACAUGAUUAAAUUUUCUUUUUUUCCCCUUGUCCCUAAUAAAAGGAGCAUCUUCGGCCUUACUAUUAAAUUUGUAUAUAUUUAGUUAUGAUGGUACUUACAGGUGAUUGUGUUUCAAGUUCCAAACUUGCCUGUACUAUUUAUAUGGUUUAAAAUAUUUGACAGUUAUAUUUCUGUUAAUGUGUCAUUUCUGUAUUAAGAAUCCACAAACAACUGCUUGCUUAUGCUGAGUCAAGUCAGAAUUUACCAAUCUAGUUUCAACAGCAAUAUAUUUAAAAUAGGGAAACAGAUGAUGACUUGGGGAUGUUUUGAGGUUAAUGUUACUGCUCACUUGAAUGUCAAUUUUAAGUAUUUCUCUUACUAAUGCAACCAAAAUUAUGUAUAUAUAACCAGUGUGGCAUGUGUAGAAAAGGUAUUCCUAAUGAUUUAAAAAUCCUAAUGGUACUGUAGCGUAGUGGUGUGAGGAAAGGCCUGGCUAAACAGGAUUUUUAAAAGAUCAGCAGUUGUCUUGCUUACUUGAUGUAUAUUUUAUAGGCCUACUGAGUUUGUGAGCAGCAUGAAAACAAUCAUUCCUUCCUUCUUCAUUGUGGAACUGAAACAUUUCUGUCAAAUGCGUUUUUAAGAAGACUCUGAGUCACAGCUGUAACAGUUGAUCCAGGAGUAGCAUUUCCACGGUGGGAAUCUGGGGCUUUUCUCAUUACAUGAAACCACAGAAAAUUUUCAGCACUUUCAUGUACUCUGUAUAAUGAGGGAAAAAAAAAUCCUUGUUUCUACAAAGCUGCAGUAUGUAGCAAUACAUGGUAGCAUAUGGCAUGACCACUUGAUGUCAUAAAAUGUGUUCAAUCGUAAAGCAUACUUUCGCCAUAGCAGACACUAAGAAUUAAAACUUGUUAUAUCAGUGGAACAAAAAUUAAUGGGCAGCAUCCUCUCUGUUUGGAAUGGGACCAGUGUACAAUUAAUAUAAUUUAACUUUAUACAUUGCCUGAGACUCUAUUUUUUAAUUACAUUCAUUGAGUGUGUGUAUAAAUUUAAGUCAAUGCUUUUAGCCUAAGGAAAGUUUUUUUUCACUAAAUAGAAGGUGUUUUUUCCCCUUAUAAUUUAAUUAUUAUGCACUCAACAUCAGAUACCAACCUGUAAAGUACUCAUGGGUCCUUAAAGGCCUUAUCAGGGAGUUGAAAUUUUAUAUACUUUACUAGGUUAUUUGUAAAAAAUCUUUUUGAACAACUGUAAAACAUUUAAAAACCAUGGCAGACGCAUUGUUAACAUGCAGCCAUUUGAUAGUGAAAGCAGAAACCUUAACAAAUUUUGCCUAAUUCUUGCACUGAAUUUAAAUGAUAAUAUAAAAUUAAAUGUGCAUUUUAAACAGAUUUUAUUUCCCUUUUAUUGCUUAGCAUAAAAGAAGAACUAUGCUUAGUGUUAGAGGAUUGACCAACAAGAUCUAUUUCAGAUGGAAGAGAGGUAAGAAAGUAGAAGCACCUUACUUUUGGAGCAUGUUGCAUUUAUUUCAAGCUACUGAACCAUUCAGUAGUUACUUCUGAACUGCUGCAGAGCGCUCUUAUAGUUAAAGCACAUAAAGAAGAGUCUCUGCUUGAUGAAGCUUUGUAAAAUGAUGCAAUGGUAUUUUUUAUCCUGUAAAUAUAGUCUAAUUUAAAAGUUUUUCCUACAAAAUGAGUUUAUAUUGCUGCCUAAACUAUCAUGUAUGUAAACAGAGGUUUUUUUAAAGGUCAGAGGGAGUCUAGAUUCUGUGUGUGUGUGUGUGUGUCUGUGUGUGUAUGUGAAAUGUUUGCCCAUUGAGUUAUUUUAGAUAUGUUCAUUCUAAAAUUUUCUUUUUUUCCCAGGGUAAAUGUACAGCUUGGUAUUUGAGGAAGUUAGUUGAUUGCAUUCCAAAUUUAUAAACGUUUCUCCCCUUCUCCAGACAUAUUUAUUAUGCCACUGUAAGGUGCAUGUACAGAAAAUACCUCUGAGGUUGACAUAUUAAAUAUUUUAUCAGUGUUGUUUCACACUGAAUCUCAAAGUAGUCAUUUGUUUUGAGGGUUAGGGGAAAGUUUGUUUUUUUUUUAAAGUCAGGUAUAACUAAGAGUGGCUCAAUUUGGGGAGUUAGGGGUGGAAAGGAAAGACCAUGGAAAGUGAUCUUUAGAUGUAUACAGAAGGUAUGGGUGUUGGUUUUAGAGUUCAAUUUUAACACGGGAAGUUUUGUUUUUUUUUUUUUAACUUGCAUGUUCUAUGGUAAACUAUCAAAGAGUGUAACAAGUUACUCCAGCUUUUCCCAGUUCUAAUUAUAUUGGUUUGAAGAAGUCUCUAUAAUCACAAGAUGGCAUUUUCCCUUCAUGAACCAAGAGGGGUAGACAAUACAACCCAUACAGUGACUUCUGAAUUCUUUGACUUGGACAGAAUCCCAACUGUCUCAUUGAAUUUCUCAUUGUACUGUAUGUCUUGCCAAGUGUGAGACCAUAAUAUAUAGUUUAUGAAACAUCAAAGGCUACAGAUCAUUUUGCAUGAAUAAUAAAGCCCAUUAGGGCUGAUGAAACGGACGUUUUUAGCCUUUCUGGUUAAAUGCAACUUUUAAUGGCAAACUGAUUCACCAUUUACUAGCUUUGUGCAAUAUUAUAUUGGUAGAAGCAAAACACUAGUACACUGUGCUUGGCUUGUAAGGAUGGCUUUCACACCGAGACAUUAAUUGGACAGUGGGCACAGUGUAUUGUAAAUGCCAAUUUGUGCAAAUUUACAAUACUUAAUAUGCUCAAUUAACAUUCUAAAGUAUUAAAAGUACAAAGAAAAAACUAAGCAAGCAUUUAUAGCAAUACUAUGAAAUCUCCAAUUGUUUUGACUGUUGCCUUUUGCUCUUUAGUGCAACUUUUCUGCAUUGUAAUUAUUGUAUUGCUUUGUAUUUCAUGUUUUUUACACUCAUGACUUCAGAGUUAAGUACUUGUACACCAAGUAUUGCAAUCACCUUUCUCUUGUACAUGCAAUGUAACAACGUACAGUUUUGGUGCUUAACGGUAUUCCUUUUUUCUUUAAUAAAAGAUAUUUAUUGAGUUAACCUCA